AUGUCUAAUCAAUUUCACUCUCAUUAUAUCACCACCAAAAGUGGUGACACACAGGUCUCCAACUGUUUUGUGGACUGUGUUCAGCAUCCAGUGUCUGCAGCAAAUGGCAGAUGUGAGAAAAAAGGAUCAAGAUUUGAAAUGUCCUCUGUAAUACUAUGCUAUGUUUUAAACAAUUUUAAACAAUUGUACUUACUAGCAGUGUUUAGUAGAUUGUACAAGAUUACAAGACUUCACAGGUGCACCACACCAGAGGUGUUCCACUUCACAGGUGCACCACACCAGAGGUGUUGCACUUCACAGGUGCAACACACCAGAGGUGUUCCACUUCACUGGUGCACCACACCAGAUGUGUUCCACUUCACAGUUGCACCACACCGUAUGUGUUCCACUUCACAGGUGCACCACACCAGAUGUGUUCCACUUCACAGGUGCACCACACCAGAUGUGUUCCACUUCACAGGUGCACCACACCAGAUGUGUUUCACUUCACAGGUGCACCACAUCAUAGGUGUUCCACUUCACAGGUGUACCACUUCACAGGUGCACCACGCCAGAUGUGUUCCACUUCACAGGUGCACCACACCAGAGGUGUUCCACAGGUGUUCCACAGGUGUUCCACAGGUGCACCACACCAGAGGUGUUCCACUUCACAUGCGCACCACACCAGAGGUGUUCGACUUCACAGCUCCAACACCUGGUUUUUAUAUACACGUGGCCAAAGACAAUUCAGCAAUAUCGACCAACCCGAAAGAGCCUCUUGCAAUUGCUGUUUGCGAGGUCUGUCGAAAGACAUUUGCAAGCAAAGGGAAUCUACUGAGACAUAUGUUGAUUCAUACUGGAGAGAAGCCAUUUAAAUGUGACCUUUGUAGUAAAAGCUUCAAUCAGAAAGUUACAUUAGAGUCACACGGGGCGUGCAAAAAUGAUGCAGUUUACAAUGGAACAAACUGUAUAUGUGGUAAAAGCUCGUACGGUGAUUUUUGUCAACACUACAUUUAUGAUUGUUCGCACGGAGAAUCUAUGUUUAAUUUCGUAAGUGCAGACAAUGGGGUGUUUACAAUACAACCAGAGGACUGUCCCUAUUCAUUUGACGUUCAUUGUUCAUUUGGCUGGGGAGGAAAUACUCAGCUUAUGUUACGACAUCCAAAUUGUUUUGACGUUGACUUUAACCGGCCAUGGGCAGAUUAUCGUGAUGGUUUUGGGGACAUGAGCAUUGUACCUGGCAAUAAUACGGCUGACUGCACGUACUGGAUAGGUUUGGAAAAGAUGUACUAUUUAACUAACCAAGCUUCAAUUACCCAAAAUAAUGUGAAAACGAGGCUUCAAAUGGUGUUCCAGAAUCAAGCGCAGCUAGAUGGGGGAUCACCAGGGUGGCCUAGAUAUAUUUCUUUCUUCGAUAAUUUCAAAGUUGAAAGCGAGGAAUAUCUAUUCAGGGGUCAUUUCGGCACAUACCAGACAUACGGGAGUCCAGCGGGUGGAAACUCUAUACAUCCGAAUGGUGAACCAAAUUUUGAUCUCAACAUGGCUUACUUUUCAACUUACGACAAUGAUAACGACAACGAUGCCGGAAAUUGUGCUGAAGACUUCAAAUCUGGUUGGUGGUUCAAUGCGUGCGCAGCAUGUAAUUGGCUUGGAAUAUAUGCCCCCACUGCUGAUGGAGUCAGAAAUUCGUCCAUACCAAGCACGUGGUGGAAAUAUGACGUUGAUACUGAGUCCAUAACUUGGCAAUUAAUGGAUGUUGUAAUAUUUCGAUGACAUUGUCCAUUCACAGCUGUUUGUCGGAG
This is a messenger RNA of Owenia fusiformis, 1781 nucleotides long. The record is from the annotation of a GenBank genome assembly. NCBI's taxonomy places the organism in Eukaryota, Metazoa, Annelida, Polychaeta, Sabellida, Oweniidae.